AUGGAGAGGAGGAAGGUCAGGGGCCGAAGGCUCUUUGCCGGAGGAAAGGCAGAGCCUGCAGAGGACACGGCUUCGGCUGCAGCGCCGGCUCCGCAUGGAGGGCAGGAAGAGCCUGUGAAGGAGGGAGCCCCGACUGCUGCUCCAGCUCAGCACGGAGGGAAGGAAGCGGCAAGGGCAGAGGAAGAGGCCAACAAGCAGAAGCAGCCCGAGGGCUCGGAGCCAGCGCGCCCCGUCCUGCAGCAAAGCCUGAGCUGCCCCGCGUCCUGCCAGAGGGGCAAGUUCGGAGAAGUCCACACGUGCACGGAGAAGCAGACGGGGCUCAAACUGGCGGCCAAAGUCAUCCGCAAACAGGGUGCCAAGGACAAGGAGAUGGUGCUGCUGGAGAUCGACGUGAUGAACCAGCUGAACCACCGCAACCUCAUCCAGCUCUACGACGCCAUCGAGACGCCGCGGGAGAUCAUCCUCUUCAUGGAGUUCGUGGAGGGCGGCGAGCUCUUCGAGCGCAUCAUCGACGACGACUACCACCUGACCGAAGUGGACUGCAUGGUGUUCGUGCGGCAGAUCUGCGAGGGCAUCCGCUUCAUGCACCACAUGCGCGUCCUGCACCUCGACCUCAAGCCUGAGAACAUUCUCUGUGUCGCUGCUACCGGCCACAUGGUGAAGAUCAUCGACUUUGGGCUGGCUCGAAGGUACAACCCUGAGGAGAAGCUCAAGGUGAACUUCGGCACGCCGGAGUUCCUGUCGCCGGAGGUGGUGAACUACGAGCAGGUCUCCUACGCCACGGACAUGUGGAGCAUGGGCGUCAUCACCUACAUGCUGCUCAGCGGCCUCUCCCCCUUCUUGGGUGACAACGACACCGAGACACUCAACAACGUCCUGGCUGCCAACUGGUACUUUGACGAAGAGACCUUCGAAAGCGUCUCUGAAGAGGCCAAGGAUUUUGUGUCAAAUCUCAUUAUCAAGGAGAAAAGUGCCCGCAUGAGCGCUGGCCAGUGCCUGCAGCACCCGUGGCUCAACAGCCUGGCCGAGAAGGCAAAGCGCAGCAACCGCCGCCUCAAGUCCCAGGUGCUGCUCAAGAAAUACGUCAUGCGGAGGCGCUGGAAGAAAAACUUCAUUGGUGUAUGUGCUGCCAACCGCUUCAAGAAGAUCACGAGCUCGGGGUCACUGACGGCGCUGGGGGUCUGA
Molecule: messenger RNA, 1185 nt
Organism: Tinamus guttatus (white-throated tinamou)
Lineage: Eukaryota; Metazoa; Chordata; Aves; Tinamiformes; Tinamidae
Source: RefSeq, a predicted model, not a curated record